This is a messenger RNA of Mytilus californianus (California mussel), 2114 nucleotides long. RefSeq lists its product as uncharacterized. Lineage: Eukaryota; Metazoa; Mollusca; Bivalvia; Mytilida; Mytilidae. The coding region runs from base 959 to 1915 and encodes 318 amino acids. The transcript has 2 exons. The record is from RefSeq and is a predicted model, not a curated record.
UUUGUGGUGUUUCAAAUAGAGUUAUAUGGUUAUAGAAUAUGUUGCUUCGCAAAUGACAUGAAUAUUCAAAUUUCGAAGUUUUCAUUGACUUGCAAAAACAAAAAUCAUCAAUUUUCACCGCUAUUAUCGUGGUAGACUUUUAGAAUAUCAAAUGUGAUGACAUUCCGGACACAAAAAAUUUCAAGCAGUUUUUGUUGCAAUGUUAUUUAUGUUUAAACAUUUUCUGAAUAGAUUGACUGGACUAACUGGUACACGCAUAUAAAAAAAUAUGGAAGCCAAAUAUUGCGAACCGUGUACAGCACGUGGUUUAACUCCUAUAGCAUUCCAAUAUUGUAUCGAAUGUGAAGAAACGCUGUGUUCUGAGUGUACAGAGGCCCACAAAGUUCAAAAAAUUUCUCGAAGUCACCAUUUGGUAGAGAUAAGUAAAAUACCGAAAAUGAUUAAUCUAUCCUAUGAUUGUUCAAAGCAUCAACAUUUACCUUUUGACUAUUUUGUGCUGAUCAUGAUGUACUAUGUUGUAAGGAAUGUUGGCCCAAAAAUCACAGAGCAUGCAAGAACGUCACAUCCAUUGACCUUGCAUCAAAGAAUUCUAAACAGUCGCAAUCGUUCAUUGAUUCUGAGGAACAGCUGAGCUUUGUUUUAGAAGCUUUAGAAAUUUUAAAUAACAAUUGCAGGGAAAACGAGAGUCGAAUAGAACAACAAGAUACAAAAAUUCGGAUACAAAUAGCAAAAAUGAAAGAAUAUAUCAUCAAACAAUUGGAAUCCUUAGAGGAAUCGCUUCUCAAGCAUCUAACCGAAAUGAAAAACAAACACGUAACCAGGUUGAAACGACAGGAAAAAGAUAUAGGUGACUUGGUAACAUCUUCAAAAGCUGAAAAGGAUGCAUUAGAAUUUGUAAGAGAUCAUUGUUCGGAAAAACAAGCGUUUGUUUCAAUUCAGUCAUCCAAAGCAGUCUUAGAUGAAAUUGAAAACAAAGUUAAGCAGCUAUCCGAAUCGUUUACAGACACAAGUCUUACAUUCGUCGAAAGCAUCUCAAAAGAAAAAAAUAACAGAUCUCGGAUCAAUAGAAUUAAAGGAAACACCUUGUUCUAUUCCAUUUGUCCCAUACAAGCAGCGCCAGUCACAGGUUCCAGUAGUUCCAACGCGCCAGAUGUCCUCUUUCACCCAUCUCUACGACAUCGAUAUGAAAGGUGAAGGUUUGAAAGCAGUAACUGGCAUCACGAUAUCAGACAAUAACACAUUAAUUUUCUGUGGUGUAAAUACGAAGAAGGUAUAUUUUUGUGAUGCAAACGAUUCCUACCAAUCAGCUAUCAGCUGUCCAUAUGCACCAUGGGAUAUAGUAGCAAUACCAGGAACAACAACUGCUGUUAUGUCUAGUAGAUUUGAACCGUUCAUACAGUUCUUAGAUACCGAAAGGCGUAAAAUAUUUAAAAGGUUAGAAGUGAAAACGAGCGAAAGUGUGGGUAUUUCUGCAUCAAAAGAUGACAUAUUCGUAGCACUCGAAGGACAGAUACAGGUCCUAGACUUGAAUGGAAAUUCUAAAAGAACAUUUAAUCUAAAACAAGAUCAGAUCAGGAUUUUGUACAUUUUCGUUUGCUCAAAUGGGAACAUUUGUUAUUCAUCCCGCAGUAACGUUUAUUGCAUUACAUCGGAUGGGUGUCCUGUUUUUUCCUAUGUUUCUUCCAAUGUUCGUUAUCCACGAAAUACGAUAACAGAUAAUGCUGGUAAUAUAUACGUCUUGGACUGCGAUUCAAAUAACAUUCAUAAACUUACAUCUACUGGAACUUUAAUAGAUAUUUUAUUGAACGAAAGUUUGUCCAGUCCUUUUGCGUUUUGUUUCAGUAAGGACUCAUCUAAAGUUUACAUUGCAAAUAAAUGCGGGCACACGAUGUCAGUAUUCAAGACACAUUGGUAACUUUUUGAGUUAGUUUUGAACCUGUUUUUUUUUUCGUGUGUAAAUAAAAUGCAUAGAUUGCAAUGCACUUCUAAGGAAGGUCCUCCAUUGGAUUUUGUUACAUUAAAAUAAAUACACAUAAAGCAUAUACUAUUUGACCCUAUGGUAGAAAUAAAAUGAGACAGUAGUGCAAUAAAUUAAAUUUUUUGCCGAUAUUCCA